Molecule: messenger RNA, 1326 nt
Organism: Penicillium taxi
Lineage: Eukaryota; Fungi; Ascomycota; Eurotiomycetes; Eurotiales; Aspergillaceae
Product: FAD-binding oxidoreductase
Exons: 4
Coding region: 1-1326 (441 amino acids)
Biological process (GO): lactate catabolic process
Cellular component (GO): mitochondrion
Molecular function (GO): FAD binding; D-lactate dehydrogenase (NAD+) activity; D-lactate dehydrogenase (cytochrome) activity
Source: RefSeq, a predicted model, not a curated record
AUGAAUAAGAUCCUCGAUAUCAAUGCAGAGGAUUGUACAUGCCUGGUUGAGCCGGGAGUCACAUACUUUGCGCUGUAUGAAGAGGUCCAGAAUCGUGGACUCACGAAUCUUUGGGUGGACGUUCCUGAUAUUGGAGGUGGUUCUGUUCUGGGAAAUGCCAUGGAUCGAGGUGUCGGUUAUACUCCGUAUGGGGACCAUUGGAUGAUGCAUUCUGGCAUGGAAGUUGUCCUGCCGACGGGGGAGGUCAUCAGAACAGGAAUGGGAGCUCUUCCGGGAAAUAAUAGCUGGCAGCUUUUUCCGUACGGCUUUGGCCCGUUUCCCGAUGGGUUAUUCUCGCAGUCAAACAUGGGUAUUGUGACUAAGAUGGGAUUUGGGCUGAUGCCAAAUCCUGAAGGCUAUGAAAGCUAUCUCUAUACAUUCCCCAAAGAAGAAGACCUCUCUCAACUGGUAGAACUAAUCCGGCCUUUACGAAUCGCUAUGAUACUAGAAAAUGUCGCUCAGCUGCGCCAUAUUUCCAUGGCUGUUGGUGUACAAGGAAAGCCUCGAAGUGCCUACUACAACGGAAAGGGACGUGUGCCUGAAGAAAUCUACCACGACGCCGCAAAGAAGCUCUCCCAUGGUGACUGCACAUGGCUCUACUACGGAAUGGCCUAUGGACCGAAAGAGAUCCGCCAGUACAAGCUGGACAUUGUCCACAAGGAAUUCAUGAAAAUUCCCGGUGCUCGACUGAUUGACCCAAAGACUAUUCCAGCAGAGGACUACUUCUGGUCCCGCGACAGAAUUGCCAGAGGUACCCCGGACGUUCAAGAGCUACGCUGGGUCAACUGGCAUCCCAAUGGUGGACAUAUUGCAUUCAGUCCCGUGUCGCCGGUACGGGGAUCUGACGCAACGGUGUUAUGGGACAUUGCGAAAGAAUGCUGCGACGAGUAUGGACUGGACCUAUUCCCAACAUACAUUGUCGGACUGCGCGAAAUGCAUCUUAUUGUGGAAAUUGUGUUCAACCGUGAUGACACUAUUAUGCGAGACAAUGCACGGGCUGUUCUUCGGAAAUUGAUUGACCGAGCAGCUGAGAGAGGCUACGGGGAGUACAGAACGCAUCUUGCGUUCAUGGAUCAAAUUGCUGCUACUUACAACUGGAAUGAUGGGGCGCUAUUGAAAUUCCACGAGAAGAUCAAGGACUGUUUGGAUCCUAAUGGUAUUAUGGCACCUGGAAAAUCGGGUAUAUGGCCUGCACGGUAUCGAGGACGUGGGUGGGAGAUGACGGCUCAGGAUGAAGGAGUAGAGGGCCAGGGUGUGGCACCGAGUGCUGGUACUACGAAGUUGUGA